AAGUGUCCGAGAUCCACGCCAAGAGUUUGGGCGACAAAGACCAAACCGAAUUUUAGCCGCUUCUUUGCACUUUGCAAACUGCUUUGCAAAUUCCAAUCUUGAGCAGCGAGCGACUUCUGUAGCAACGACCCCGACAAAUACAACGAGAUGGCCCCUUCGAACACCACCCAGGCCCCUAAAGGCGCAAAGAAGGCCACCAAGCCUUCGGCCAAGGCCGGCGCUGCCGCUAAGGCUGUCAACUCGCACAAGGUCCGCAAAGUCCGCCUGUCGACCACCUUCCACCAGCCCAAGACUCUCAAGCUCUCGCGCGCUCCCAAGUACCCCCGCAAGAGUGUCCAGGCCGAGACUGGUGUCGAGCAGCACAAGGUCUUGAUCCACCCUCUCAACACCGAGUCUGCCAUGAAGAAGAUUGAGGAGAACAACACCCUCGUCUUCAUCGUCGACACCAAGGCCAACAAGCGCCAGAUCAAGGACGCCCUCAAGAAGCAGUACGACGUUGACACCGUCAAGAUCAACACUCUGAUCCGCCCCGACGGUACCAAGAAGGCCUUCGCCCGUCUUACUCCCGACGUUGACGCUCUUGACAUCGCCGCCACCAAGCUCAACAUUGUUUAAAUUAGCCUCGUUUCAAAACAAGAUGAUGGCAAUUUGGACUCGAAUGUUGUGGUUAUGAUUAUGGUCUGCUCAAAACAAAAAGCAUUGGCGUUACGUGGGUGUGGGUGGCUGCAAGGAAGCAGACCCCUUUUCGAUACCAGGGAGAAAUCCCAAAUCUAGUUCAUUCAUGCCCUCGCCGUGCAUUGCCUGUUGUCAUUCAUGUGAUUUGUUGAGUAGAUGUGUGUUCUGAUCUCUGUAUGUUUGACCACUUGACUGUCAACGAUAAUGCG
Molecule: messenger RNA, 884 nt
Organism: Aureobasidium subglaciale EXF-2481
Lineage: Eukaryota; Fungi; Ascomycota; Dothideomycetes; Dothideales; Saccotheciaceae
Exons: 4
Coding region: 148-615 (155 amino acids)
Biological process (GO): ribosomal large subunit assembly; translation
Cellular component (GO): ribosome; cytosolic large ribosomal subunit
Molecular function (GO): structural constituent of ribosome
Source: RefSeq, a predicted model, not a curated record